GUGGCUCCACGGGCGGGGGAGGCGGGGGAGGGAGGAGGAGCCAGACCAUAGCCGGCCGGAAACACCGACACCCACAGGCCUCCCGGGAGCCGCCGCUGCUGCCUCCGCCGCCGCCGCCUCCGCCGCCUGCUCCAGCUCGAGAGACGCGAGCGGGCGGCGGGGCGGGCCGUGAGAGAGACACGAGAGGAGGGAGGGCGGGGGCGGAGUCGCCCGCCUUCGCCUCCGCCCCCGGCCGCCGUCCCGGCCCCUGCCCCGCGCGGCUCUACCCGGCCCGCCCAGCCCCGGUGUGGCAGCGGCUUAUGGCGGCGCUGGGGCCCCCGGAGCAGCAGGUGCGGAUGGCCCAUCAGCAGGUCUGGGCGGCGCUCGAAGUGGCGCUCCGGGUGCCCUGCCUCUACAUCAUCGACGCCAUCUUCAACUCCUACUACGAUUCCAGCCAAAGCCGGUUCUGCAUCGGGCUCCAGAUCUUCCUCCGGCUCCUUGGUAUAUUUGUAUCCAGUAUUGUUCUGAUCUUGUCACAGCGAUCACUUUUCAAGUUUUACAUGUACAGCUCAGCCUUUCUAUUAGCUGCAACUUCAGUGUUGGUAAAUUAUUAUGCUGCUUUGCACAUUGACUUCUAUGGUGCCUACAACACAUCAGCUUUUGGAAUUGAGCUGCUUCCUCGAAAAGGGCCCUCGCUGUGGAUGGCACUCAUCGUUCUACAGCUAACAUUUGGAAUUGGAUACAUUACACUACUCCAAAUUCAUUCCGUCUAUUCACAGUUAAUUAUUUUGGAUCUCUUGGUUCCUGUAAUAGGCUUAAUCACAGAGCUACCAUUACACAUCCGAGAGACUUUAGUUUUUACCUCUUCCUUGAUUCUCACGUUAAAUACAGUGCUUGUCUUGGCAGUGAAACUUAAGUGGUUUUAUUAUUCCACAAGAUACGUUUAUCUUUUAGUAAGGCACAUGUAUCGAAUUUAUGGAUUACAGUUAUUAAUGGAGGACACAUGGAAGAGGAUUCGUUUCCCAGCUGUACUGAGAGUCUUUUGGCUAACAAGAAUUACAGCUCAGGCUACGGUAUUAAUGUACAUUUUAAGGAUGGCAAAUGAAACUGAUUCCUUCGUUAUUUCUUGGGAUGAUUUCUGGGACCUCAUUUGUAAUCUUAUAAUUAGUGGAUGUGAUUCCACACUCACUGUACUGGGCAUGAGUGCUGUAAUUUCCUCAAUAGCCCAUUAUUUGGGUCUUGGAAUAUUGGCCUUUAUUGGAUCAACUGAAGAAGAUGACAGGCGGCUUGGCUUUGUAGCACCUGUUUUAUUUUUUAUUUUGGCUCUUCAGACUGGUUUAAGUGGGCUAAGACCAGAAGAGAGACUUAUUCGCUUAAGUAGAAACAUGUGCCUUUUAUUAACAGCAGUCCUGCAUUUCAUCCACGGAAUGACAGACCCUGUAUUAAUGUCUCUCAGUGCCUCUCAUGUGUCAUCUUUUCGUAGACAUUUUCCUGUGCUCUUUGUCUCUGCUUGCCUGUUUAUUCUUCCUGUUAUACUCAGUUACGUUCUUUGGCAUCACUAUGCACUAAAUACAUGGUUGUUUGCAGUUACAGCCUUUUGUGUGGAACUCUGCUUAAAAGUAAUUGUUUCUCUCACUGUUUAUACGUUAUUCAUGAUUGAUGGCUACUAUAAUGUCCUCUGGGAAAAGCUUGAUGAUUAUGUCUACUAUGUUCGUUCAACAGGCAAUAUUAUUGAAUUUAUAUUUGGAGUGGUAAUGUUUGGAAAUGGGGCUUAUACUAUGAUGUUUGAGUCAGGAAGUAAAAUUCGGGCUUGUAUGAUGUGCUUACAUGCCUAUUUUAACAUCUAUUUACAAGCAAAAAAUGGCUGGAAGACAUUCAUGAAUCGUAGAACUGCUGUAAAAAAAAUUAAUUCACUUCCUGAAAUAAAAGGGAGCCGCCUACAAGAAAUAGAUGAUGUAUGUGCAAUCUGCUAUCAUGAGUUUACAACAUCUGCUCGUAUUACACCAUGUAAUCAUUAUUUCCAUGCACUUUGCCUUCGGAAAUGGCUGUACAUUCAAGAUACUUGUCCGAUGUGCCAUCAAAAAGUGUACAUUGAAGAUGAUACCAAGGAUAAUUCAAAUAUAUCUAACAACAAUGGAUUUAUCGCACCCAAUGAAAAUCCAGAGGAAGCUGUAAGAGAAGCUGCUGCUGAAUCUGACAGGGAAUUGAAUGACGACAGUUCAGACUGUGAUGACGACGCUCAAAGAGAAAGAAAUGGAGUGAUUCAGCACACAGGCACAGCAGCUGAAGAACUGAUUAAUGAUGAUACUGAUUAAAAUAGCAUUUACUAAUCAUUGAGGUAUUUGUUUAAAAUUCAGUUCAUCCAAAAUGGAGUAAUAUGCUUCACUUCAGUGUGUAACCAAGCACAAAAACAGUAUCAAUGUUGAAUCUGUGAAUGGUUUUCCGUUUACUGUGAUGUGCUACUGUAAAUAUACCUCUUCAAUUACUUCUGGUCUCUUUGGUGACCUAUUUAAAUUUGUGUACAUUAUUGUACAUAGAAUAAAAUUUUCACAUUUUUAUGACAAAUUUGAACAAAUAACUUUUUAAUAGAUGUAAUAAUAUGGUGCGUCAACUGUGCCAAAGAUUCCUCAAUGGAAGUAUAUAAUGUAUCUAACUCUGGACCCUAGUUUUUCUUUAAAAUGGAUGGGAGAGAAUAAAAAUGCAAAUCAGGGGAAACCGUAUUAAAUCAAAGAAAUCAGAUAAUUUGGACCAACCAGAGGAUAAAUGCUAAAUGUAGAGUAUUUUUAAAACUAAGGAAAAAAAUAGGCUGCCAGAAGUGAUUGAGACACUUUUUUGAAAUUUGAGAGUAGCAUUGUGGUCGAGCUGGGUUUGAAAGUCACAAUUCGGAGAGUGUGUGAGUUGAGAAACAGGCUUAUUUAUAUAUCAACUAACCUUUGGUAUAAACCAGGAUGUGCUAUUUUUGAUGUAAAAAUCACUAUAUUUGUUAGCCAAUCUGUUUGCAGAGUUGACAUAAAACUGUCCUUUUGAACUUUUGAAGAGAUUACAACAUGAAAUAUUUGGGGGAUUUCACUAUUUUAAACUAAGACAUUAAGUGACUUUAAAAAAUUCUCAUCUGACUUCAUGGGUGGCAUACAGUGAUAUAAUACCUCUUUAGACAACUUCCAGAGAAUUCCUUUAUUGAAACUUUUAAGUUUUACCAUGAAAUUUUAUGUACAUGAUGGAAAAACGGGAGACACAUACCAGUUACAUGUCAGGAAAAAAUAUUUUAAUAGUGUUGUUAUAUAGCGUAUUGGCUAGUUCCAGUGGAUCUUCAUCUCUUACUGCUGACAUUAUUUCCAGUAUUUGACUAAAACAGAACAAAAAUGGAUGGUUACAUUUCUAAGUACAUAUUCUGUUUUAAAGGUAUUAUCUUUUUUCACAUAAAGGAAAAGAUACUGUUUUAGCAUCUUUUAACAUAAAAAGCCGAGCAGGCGUUAAAGUUUUCAGCAACGUUAACAGAAAGUUUAACUGCUAGGAUAUUUAAAACAGAGCAGUUAAAGACAAAUUUCUGAGACAGUCUUGCAUAUAACUAGAGCCAGGCACCAGGUUCAAGUAAAUUACAAAACCAGCCCAUAUUAUGUGUACCACAAUUACGGAAUUAACCCAGUGGAAAUGAAGAGUCCUUUUAAACUGUGGGUUAAUUACACAUUAGUGGGUCAUGAUGCGCUUUUAAAAAAUAAAAAGGAAAAGCACACUGCAUUUAGUAAGGCAAGUACUGUUUCAUUUUUGUUUGGGUUUUAUUUAUACAUGCAAGUGUACUGAGUCACAGUGUGGUACUGUGGGGAUAGCAGUUAAAGUUUGAAAGCCACUGCUUAGAGAACUGGUCGUAAAGGACAGCAAGAAAUUGCUGCAUCACCACCAGCAGACUGACAACAAAGGAAGUUAGAGCAAGUUACUUAGAACAAUGUAUGGUUAUUGGGGGGGAUGGAGAGAGAGAACGUCCUAUGUUUUCCCCUUCAACAGAAAGGUGUGAAUCUUUGUUUCUUUGCCUAGAAUAAUAAUUACCAGUAGCUGUUUUCUAGCAAUAUUAUAUGUAGACAAUAUUUCUUAUACAUGAAUUAGAAAGUUCAAAGUCAGAAUUAGACAUUGAAAUAUUCUUUGUCUUAAGCUUUUUGUUCCCUUUAUGGGUUUUUAAAAUAUGAACACCUAAAGGAAUCAGGGACAGAGAUUACAGAUUAACUGGAACUUUUAAAUUCUAUAGGAGUAACAAAAGCCUUGUUUAUAUUAAAUGAACUGACUAUACAGUUUUUAUCUGACAGUCCAAAUAGGCUAAAAGCAAAUCUGUUAACACUGAAAGUGACACUAAAGAUUCAAUUUUCUUAGCAAACUAGAUUUUUCUUCUAUUAACUACUUGGAAUUGGAAAUACAUAAUACUGGGAAAUCAGUAUGAUUCCUGCCACCAAUCUCCCUUCUGGUCCUUUCUCCACACUGAUACCAGUUAAUAGCUUUCCUGCUUAAAAUCCUUUGGGUUCUGAUAAAAUCUAAAUUCCUAAGGGUGGCACACAAAAGCCCUCACUCUCUGGCCUUACAGUACCUUCCCUAUCACUUACCGAGCAUCCUACUUUAUGCCACACUGCAGUCAUUGUUCCAAGCUCUUCUUCAGUCUGCCUUCGCUGAAGCUGUUUGUCUUGGUCUGGCCUAACUCCUGGUCCAACUUAGUAAACAGAUGAAAUGUCACCUUAGUUAAGCACUCCAUUUCCCCUCAGGGCAGGCAGCUGCUCUGUCCUAUGGUCCCAGUUAUAUGUUCAUACCUCUAUAACAGCACUACUAUCUUGGAUUAUACUUUUUAUCUGCUUGUUUGCUCUAGGAGGAUCCUUGUCAGACUUGGUUAAUGCCUUAACCAAAGUGCCUGGCACAGUAUACCUACUCAUCUGGUGGGAUGAGGGUGGGAACGGUCUUGAUUCUUCUGUGUAGUCUCAGUAACUUGUACCUUUCCUGAUAUUUGGCAAGAGCUCCAAAAUGUAUUUCAAGGAACUUAUAAUCUAAUGGGGGCGGGGGGGGGCAGAGAUCUCUAUACAAAUAAUUGGAACAUAAAACUCUUAACAGAUGGAGUUUAUAAAAAUGACUUUGUAAGUAGGAAUUAACUUGCUAAUUAAUAUUUCGCAUUAGACUAGGGGCAUGUGUAUUUCUGAAAUGCGGUUUAAAAUUUUUCAGUUUGCAAAUGUUGAUUUUCCCAAGCUCUGCCUACUCAGAACUGGUAUUCAUGAUUGCAGUAGAUACUCAAAAGCCUUCUUGGUUCUUAAUAGUCUGCAUUUAGAAACACCUUAAAAUUUUGUCUUGAAAAUAUGCAGCUAAAGUCAACAGCUAUACUUUUACUUAAGAUUAAGGCAGUGUGGAAAACCAAUUUAGAUACACUGUUGGCAACUACUUCCUCUAAGCUGGCUGCUGGAAAACUGCCAGUUUCUUGUCUCUACUGUCCUUUUAAAUCUCCAAAGAAUUACUGAAAUGUCUCUGGACUGAACUUGCAAGUACCUACAUUUCAUAAAAAUUACAAGUGUUUCUUUACUAAUCAGAGUUUAAAUAUAUUCCUCACCCUACAGAUUUUAAAACAUUCAGUUUUAAAGUCUUUGCCAACAUCAGCAUGUUAAUAAAAAUAAAGGAAAAUCUUUCCAGUGUAUCUUUAUAGAAUAAUUCUUUAUUUUUCUGCUCACUGAAUUUUAGAUCUGGCUUAUCUAAUAUAUUCUUACCUGUUAAAACUACUAAAAAAAGAUGGAGCAUAUUAAAGGAAUUACUACAACAAUCCUAUAUUAAUUUUUAUGAAUGUGUGAUAAAUAUAUCCAGUUGCCCGAACUGGUAAGCCAUACUAGAUUGAUACAGUCAGAUUUAAAUUACUGCUUGUGCAACAAAAGAAACUGGAUGACAGGCCCAUUAAAAUAAACUUUUCCUAUAAAUUACAAUAUGCUGUACAGCUCCUUGGCAGUUAGAUGUGUAAUACCGCCCUUUUCACAUGUGCUCUGUAUUAGUUUAAAAAAUGAUUCUGAAUUAGUUUUUUUUUCCCUAGGAAAUAAAAUUCUAUAAAGUUCUGCCCUUUUUCUCGGUUGGAAAAAGGAAAUCAUUUCUAUAAUUUGUCCUUUUGUUCAGAGGCUUAAAGAACUGUGUUAUUUCUUAGGUUCAUUCAAGCUGUCAAAUCA
Lagenorhynchus albirostris (white-beaked dolphin) is the source of this 6149-nucleotide messenger RNA. It is a transcript of the gene RNF139, whose product is annotated as ring finger protein 139. Lineage: Eukaryota; Metazoa; Chordata; Mammalia; Artiodactyla; Delphinidae. The coding region runs from base 300 to 2294 and encodes 664 amino acids. Gene Ontology annotation, molecular function: zinc ion binding; ubiquitin protein ligase activity. Gene Ontology annotation, biological process: ERAD pathway. The transcript is spliced from 2 exons. Gene Ontology annotation, cellular component: endoplasmic reticulum; endomembrane system. The record is from RefSeq and is a predicted model, not a curated record.